CUCAUUAACAAAUUUACAGAGAGCAGAAAGAACAAGUAUAAUGGCCUCUACUUCCAUUUCUUGUGCUGGACUAUUCGUGGGGCUUCUCUUGAUGGCCAGUGCAGGGACAGCUGACCAAGCCGAGUGUGCAACUAGGGUCCUCAUGCUUGCACCAUGUUUGCCUUAUGUUCAGGGAAUGUUCCCUUCUCCUGCUAGGGCUUGUUGUGAUGGUUUGGCGCGGCUCAAUAAUGAAGAUCCAAAGUGCAUCUGUGUACUUUUACAGGAGGGAUCUUCCAUGAUGGCUGGCUUCCCUGCAGUAAACCAGACCCUGGCCUUGAACCUCCCGAUACUUUGUCAGCUCCACGUUGACAUAUCUCGCUGCCCUGAGUUGCUUGGUGCAGCACAAAAUGGAACCCAAGGUCAAUCCGCUGCCGUGUCACCAACAGGGGCAUUACCACCAUUCGCCAUGAGCACACCCAUCCGGCAUGCCCCACCGAGUUCCAGUUCACAAAUUCAAGCCACAAGCUGGACACUGAUCUUCACGGCUGGUGCUUAUAUGCUAUUGGAACUAAUGAGUUGAGAGAGAGAGAGAGAAAGAGAGAGAGGUCUUUCUAGGUCGUAGGUUUACCAGUGUACGUGCAGAGAGGGAGAGAGAGAGUCUCUACUUGUGUGAUGUGUGGAUUUCUUUCGUACAUGCAAUAGAUAGUGUUCGAGACUAUGGUCUUUGUAGGGUGUUGUCUAUGUUCUUUGUAGGAAGCCAUAUUUUCAAUACUGAAUGUGGGCUUUGUGUAAUUUCUACCGAA
This is a messenger RNA of Amborella trichopoda, 782 nucleotides long. RefSeq names its product Bifunctional inhibitor/lipid-transfer protein/seed storage 2S albumin superfamily protein. Gene Ontology annotation, molecular function: lipid binding. The record is from RefSeq and is a predicted model, not a curated record. Gene Ontology annotation, biological process: lipid transport. NCBI's taxonomy places the organism in Eukaryota, Viridiplantae, Streptophyta, Magnoliopsida, Amborellales, Amborellaceae.